Andrographis paniculata is the source of this 2658-nucleotide messenger RNA. RefSeq lists its product as uncharacterized. The record is from RefSeq and is a predicted model, not a curated record. Gene Ontology annotation, biological process: protein phosphorylation. The coding region runs from base 385 to 2460 and encodes 691 amino acids. The transcript has 21 exons. Gene Ontology annotation, molecular function: ATP binding; protein kinase activity. Lineage: Eukaryota; Viridiplantae; Streptophyta; Magnoliopsida; Lamiales; Acanthaceae.
AAUUCAAUUGUUGCGCUUUCGAGCGAGGCAGGCAGCUAUCUUCGUUCCCAUCGAUCCUUUUCGGCUCUGCGGAAACCAGGUACGGAAAGGAAAGCCGCCGAAGGAAUUCGCGAGAUUUUGGUUCUGUUCCUGUCUGUGUAAUUAUUUAUUCGGCAGAAGGAUCUCCGCUUUCACUUCAAUUUAUCGCUUUCUGAUUUCUUGUUGAGUCGCUCUGAAUCUCGAAGCCAAUUCCUGAAAUCCGCCAUUGGAAAGUUUUCCUCAGAUUUUUGGUGAUUUUGAGAUAGGAGUGGAAUUCAGUGGAGAAUGCUUUGAUUCUGGUGCAGAAUUGAUUUUUGGAAUGUGAGAGUGCGUCCAAGAUAGAAAUUUCAUUAUAUCAAGUGCAGAAUGGACGAUGCGGCAGCCCUGAUAGAGGCUUCUGGAUCAAGAUUUAGUGAUUUGGAGUUAAUUGGAAGAGGUUCUUUUGGGGAUGUCUACAAAGGGUUUGAUAGGGAAUUGAACAAGGAGGUUGCUAUUAAGGUCAUUGAUUUAGAAGAAUCGGAAGAUGAAAUUGAGGACAUUCAAAGGGAAAUUGCUGUUCUUUCUGAAUGCCGAUCUCCAUACAUCACCGAGUAUUAUGGAUCAUAUUUGCAUCAAACUAAGCUGUGGAUAAUAAUGGAGUACAUGGCUGGUGGUUCAGUUGCUGACUUGAUUCAACCAAAUCAACCUCUAGAUGAAGGUUCCAUCGCUUGGAUUGUGCGUGAUUUGCUGCAUGCUAUUGAUUAUCUCCACAGUGAGGGGAAAAUUCAUCGGGAUAUUAAAGCGGCAAACAUAUUGUUGACAGAGAAUGGUGAUGUCAAGGUUGCAGACUUCGGUGUUUCUGCGCAACUUACUAGAACAAUUUCGAGACGAAAGACUUUUGUAGGAACACCAUUUUGGAUGGCUCCAGAAGUAAUUCAGAAUUCUGAAGGAUACAAUGAGAAGGCAGAUAUAUGGUCUUUAGGGAUAACUGUAAUUGAGAUGGCCAAGGGAGAGCCUCCCCUUGCAGAUCUCCAUCCUAUGAGAGUGCUUUUCAUCAUUCCUAGAGAAAAUCCACCACAGCUAGAUGAGCAUUUUUCUCGCCCUAUAAAAGAAUUUGCAUCACUAUGUUUGAAGAAGUCUCCAACAGAGAGGCUAAGUGCUAAAGAACUUCUUAAGCAUCGUUUUAUCAGAAAUGCUAGGAGGAGUCCAAGGCUUGUGGAGAGGAUCAGAGAGCGCCCCAAGUUCCAGAUGGAUGGAGAGAAACCUAAUAAUGGUCCAGAUGCAUUUGGAGAGGCUUCUGGAACUGUAAAGGUAGCUAGAGAUCCUCCUGUUGAAGACACAGUUCGAGUCAGCAACCAGGCUACGGGUCUGAGAAAUACUGGAUGGGACUUCAGCAUCGGUGGAUCGGGUAGCACAGGAACUAUCCGAAGUGCAGUAAAACCACCUCAAGUGAGAGAUAGGAAGCCAGAGGUCCCACUAAAUCAAUCUGCAUAUAAAAGAGCAGCUGACAGUGGUACCCAGCGGUCUUCUGCUUCUGGAUCUAUGCUUCAUAGUUCGUCAGAGAUCUCUAUGAGUAAAGGUGCUAACAACCCAGGGCUGCAAGACUCUUACGAUGAUGAAGAUGUUACUGGAACGGGAACCGUUGUUGUUCGAUCUCCAAGAGGUGCUCAGCCCUCCUCUCUGUUCAGCAACCAAAGUUCAAUGUCUAGCAGCACCCUCACCUCUGCUGAAGAUACUUCCAUAAGUGGCACUAUUGUCUAUCGUGGGCAGCAUGAUGAUUCAGAUUCUCCAAGAACUCCAAAGUCUAGGCUGGGACUUCAAGAGAGAACAUCCAGCGCCGCAGUUGAAGACAGUGAAACAAACCUUGCUGAGGCCAAGGCUGCUAUUCAAGGGGCAAGAAAAGGCAAUGUGCGGGAGAGAUCAGCAUUGAGCAAGGCUAACAGAGAUGGGCAAGAUAGCCGGAGAACAGAACAAGCAUCAGCAAGCUCAGAUUCAUCAAGAUUUUUUGAUGCUCAAAAAGCAUUUUCAAGAUCACAAAACACAAGUGAUGAUGAGGACAAUGCAAGGAGUUCUGCUAUGGCUCUGUCUGCCCCACUAUCGGUCCUUCUAAUUCCUUCUCUUAAAGAUGCAACUGCUGAUGAUAUGGGUGGAUCAGUCUUUCAGACAGUGGCCAACGCUUUAAUGGAUAUGGAACGUGCAAAACCAGGGGCUUCAGAAAUACUUGUUACAAAGUUGAUUCAACGACUGGCCAGUUCGAGGGAAGGGUCUAUGAAAGACCUGCAGGAUCUGGCUGCUCGAAUCUUUAGAAAAGGAAAGGAAGCACCGGCUACAAAUACAGAAGCAUCUGAUAGCAAGAAAAAGCAGCAGAGCAAGGAGCACCAUUCAAAUGCCAAUAUGAGCCCACUUGCAAGGUUCCUACUCUCAAGAUGGCAAGGCCAUGCUUCCCGAGAUCUGAAUUCUUGAAAAAUGAAUUUGGAAGAACAUUUUUUGGGAGGGAUAAUAUUUAUAAUUUUGGUUUUUGAGUUUGAAAUGAGUUAUUGUACAUAACAUUCAAGGAAACUGUAAUUUAUAUUCCUUGGUCAUCAUUUUUGUUUAUGUAAUUUUUCAUGUUGUUUCUUGACUGCAGAAAGUUGAGUGACAAUUAAUUCUAUUAUUGCCUUU